UUUUUGUUUCCUUCUGUCUUCCCAGGUGGCAUUGGUAGGGUGGUCAACGGAGCCUUCAUGGUGCUGAAAGGGCAUCGGUCUAUUGUGAACCAGGUCCGAUUUAACCCCCACACCUACAUGAUCUGCUCUUCUGGUGUAGAAAAGAUCAUCAAGAUCUGGAGCCCAUACAAGCAGCCAGGAUGUACUGGAGAUCUGGAUGGUCGGAUUGAGGAUGAUUCUCGCUGUCUCUAUACCCACGAAGAGUACAUCAGCCUUGUGCUGAACAGUGGGAGUGGCCUGUCCCAUGACUACGCCAACCAGUCUGUUCAGGAAGACCCCCGGAUGAUGGCCUUCUUUGACUCCCUGGUGCGUCGCGAGAUCGAGGGCUGGAGCUCCGACUCAGACAGCGACCUCAGCGAAAGCACCAUCCUCCAGCUGCACGCAGGGGUCAGUGAGCGUUCAGGCUACACCGACUCCGAGUCCUCGGCCUCGCUGCCCCGCUCUCCUCCGCCCACAGUGGAUGAGUCUGCUGACAGCGCCUUCCACCUGGGGCCCUUGCGGGUCACUGCCACAAAUGUGGUGGCUUCAACUCCGCCACCGCCCACGUGCGAGGAUGCUACCGCUCGCCAGCAGCGCCUGUCUGCCCUGCGGCGCUACCAGGACAAACGCCUCCUGGCCCUUUCCAACGAGUCCGAUUCAGAAGAGAACGCUUGUGAGGUUGAACUGGACACAGAUCUCUUCCCCCGGCCACGGUCUCCCAGCCCUGAAGACGAGUCCAGCAGCUCCGGCAGCCCCAGCAGCUCCGAGGACGAGGAGGAGCUGAAUGAACGGCGAGCGUCCACCCGGCAGCGGAACGCCAUGCGGCGCCGGCAGAAGAUGCCUCGAGAGGAGAGGCCUGGUGCCCCGACCAAGCCCACCGACACCUGCAUUGGAGAAGACAACUAUGAUUACCCCCAGAUCAAAGUAGAUGACCUCUCUUCUUCCCCCACUUCCUCUCCUGAGCGGAACACGUCCACUCUGGAGAUUCAGCCAAGCCGAGCAUCGCCAACUUCCGACAUAGAGUCAGUUGAGCGCAAGAUUUAUAAAGCUUACAAGUGGCUCCGCUACUCCUAUAUCUCCUACUCAAAUAACAAAGAGGGAGAGAGCUCGCUUGUGUCUGGGGAGGCAGAUGAAGGGAGAGCAGGAACCAGCCACAAGGACAACCCAGCCCCUUCUUCCAGUAAGGAAGCCUGUCUAAACACGACCAUGGGCCAGAGGAACCAGGACCUGCCCCCUGCAGGCCACAGCAAGGACGCUUUUAAAGAAGGGACUUCUGCCAUAAAUCCCAGCAAUGGCCCAGGCCAUGAGCCCAGCGGUCACCCUUGGGCUGAGGCACCAGAGGACACCUCUCAGGACACGAGUAACACUGGUGGCUCUGUAGAACACUCUUUUGAGACCAAGAAGCUCAAUGGAAAGGCCCUAAGCAAGGCCCUGAGCAGCCGGGCUGAGGAGCCACCCUCCCCUCCUGUCCCCAAGGCAUCUGGCUCCGCUCUCAGCAGCGGGUCUGGCAACUGUCUGAGGACCCAGUCUGAUGACAGUGAGGAGAGGAGCCUCGAAACCAUCUGUGCCAACCACAACAAUGGGCGCUUACACCCCCGGCCCCCUCAUCCCCACAGCAACGGGCAGAACUUUGGGGAGCUGGAGGCGGUGGCCUGCUCGUCCCCAGGACGUUCGGACACUGAUCAUGAUAACUUGUCCCUGACAGGGAUGCUCCUACACAAAGAUUGUUGUGGGUCUGAAAUGGCCUGUGAGACCCCCAGUGCUGGAACGAGAGAGGACCCCACUGACCCCCCAGACACAGACAGCAGCAGGGCUGUUCAUGGCCAUAGUGGCUUCAAAAGGCACCGAAUCGAAUUGGAAGACACAGAUUCGGAGAAUUCCUCCUCAGAGAAGAAAUUAAAAACAUGAUAAAUACAAAGGGAAAACAAAAAGCUAUGAAAAGUAGCUUUAUAAAAAUUUUUAAAUCCUGUUUAGUGAACACAGAGGAAAGGAAAAAUAGUAUUAAAGGCACAUAAAACCAGGGCCUGAAGUUUUGUGUCUGAUGCUGCUCCCUUCUAUUCAACAAUGGGUCUGAUGUUUAGCUGGCCAUUGGCUGUGCUGUGUUAAGAAAGGGAAAAAAAUCCAAGUGACUCCUUUCUAGUAAGACUUGAGCAUAGUGUACCUGUGCAGAUUCUGUUAAAGUAAAUCCUUGUUGAGAUGUUUGACUUAUUCUUGUGUGUGUGCGCUGGCACGUGUGAGCUCAUUGUCUCAGACUUUUCUUUCGAUUCUCCAUCAGAAAGGAUCUAUGGAUCUGUAAUUUUUGCCAUCUCACCCCAUUUACAUGCCAUAGGUGUUCUGGUCUUAAUAAUGAGUGCCUGCUAAAUCAGGUUGUGUUGCCAGUGAGUAGUGGAUUUAUGCUGAAAGAAUGGAGACGAGAAUGGAAAUAGGCCUUCAGCCCGCUGGCUGUGCUGGAAAGGAAAGCAUGGUUCCUUUCUUAAAGAAAUCUUCCAUGUUUUCUCAGUAGCACUUCUUCAUUGAGCAUUUAAUGUAGACGUACUAAAAGUGGAGCGUUUUUAAUGCUAAUGAGAGGUUAGCACUUAAGAUCAGAUUUGAGAGAACAUAGAUAGAUCCCUGAUAAAUUUCACUGGUUGCAAAUUGAGUGAUGGUGCAAUACCAUACUGUAGGGAGGCCAUAAAAUAUAACUAGUUGUGGGUAACACUUUAAAAAGCUAGUUCCUACAAGGCACUCAGAAAGCCAGCAGGCUCUUCCUGGCCCCAUGUGGUGGCAUCUAGGCAUAUUGAAAGAAGGGGAAAGACAGCUCUCAAGAGAUUUGUGCUCAGACUACUAAAGUGAAUGUUAUAGGUGUGUUAAUGAAGAAGUAUAGGAAAGAGCAGAGUAUGGUACUGCCUUCAUUUAAUUCAACCCAAAAUGGUCAGAAUUGAUGGGACUGGCAUCUUCUCUCAGGCUUGCUGUCCACAGAGACUGGUGUUCUGACUGGAUCUUGCAGAGCAGGAGGCAUCUCGAAGUAACAGAUUCUUAUUGAGUAGGUCUGUUAGGAGGCAGAGAGUAUGGAGAGAGGAGUCACUGGCUCUGUUUCAUUAAGGUAGAUAAAGAUUGAGAGAGGAAAAGACCAGGAGCUUUUCAGCAUUACAGUGGUGGUCACACUCACUUGGUUAUUAAUGAAGGCCUGUACAAGACGGGAAGACCUAGGAUGACAGAUACCUUGUUGGCGUGGAUGUCAUGAAAAGGCAGGAGAAUACUGGGAAGAAAUGAGGGAGAGAGAGAACACUACAACUUUCUUGAGCACAAAGGUGCUAGACAAUUAGGAGACCAGUGGCACUGGCUUAGAGAGGACCUAGCAUGUGACUGGUGUGGCCUCACUGAUCCAGCGUUCUUUUUAGGGAAGGACCUGUCCUACUGGAACUGGGACCAAGGGGAGACAGCCUGUGGAGGAAGACGACUUGGAUGAAUUUAGUCACUGGGGGAAGGGGGGUUAUUUAUAAAGGAAGGUUGUUGAUCUAAGCCAAAAGGAGAUAUCACCUUGCUAAGCUUUGUGAAAAGAAAGAUGUGCCUCGUGUGUGUGAUGUGACUUGGGCAUAAAAACAUUGUCUUAGGAGAAGGAGACGAAGGAGUGUGAGUAGCAGAGGGGAUGCUUACAAGUUAACAACUGUAAUCUCACCGGGGAGCGGGAAAGUGAUUCUGUAACCAUUAGAAUACUUUAAUCUGUAAUCAAAACGGUUCUAUGAUUUGUCUUUGACUAUUCACA
This is a messenger RNA of Physeter macrocephalus (sperm whale), 3763 nucleotides long. Its product is annotated as DDB1- and CUL4-associated factor 5-like. Lineage: Eukaryota; Metazoa; Chordata; Mammalia; Artiodactyla; Physeteridae. Gene Ontology annotation, cellular component: Cul4-RING E3 ubiquitin ligase complex; cytoplasm. Gene Ontology annotation, molecular function: protein binding. The annotation marks the transcript as partial. The record is from RefSeq and is a predicted model, not a curated record. The transcript is spliced from 2 exons.